Cryptotermes secundus is the source of this 3749-nucleotide messenger RNA. Its product is annotated as zinc finger protein 91. The transcript has 5 exons. The record is from RefSeq and is a predicted model, not a curated record. NCBI's taxonomy places the organism in Eukaryota, Metazoa, Arthropoda, Insecta, Blattodea, Kalotermitidae. Bases 1 to 3267 code for a protein of 1088 amino acids.
AUGUAUGUCUCUCAGGAUGCAGUGAGAGUGGUGGAAGUCACGUAUGUGUCAAAUUCAACCAAAGAAUUGCUACCUGUUCAGAAUUCUGUUAAAAAUCAGCUUCUCUUACAAGCCUUGCCUCCAUACGUCCCUCCAAAUUCGCCCAGUCACCAGUACAGCUCUGAACAGUUCUUCUCCUGCAAGGACUGUGGGGACAAAUUUCUUCUGGAGUCCAGCUUAUUGCGGCACAUAGAACGUCGUAGUGUUAGAAUCUCUUAUGGCUGUCGUACAUGUGCACGUACUGUGUUGUUCUACAAUCGCUGUGCUUUGUUGGCUCACUUGCGUGGACACUUUGUUGAGCAACGUGACGAUGCCGCAUCAGAAAGUAUUAAUAUCUCAGAAGAGAGGAUAACUUAUGGAUCAUUUGCUCUCAGAAGUAAUGAAGACAGUGAGAAGAAUGAUGAUAUGGAACUGGAAUCAGAUGCUGUAUCUCUGUCACCUCUCCCAAAAAAUAAGAUUCUUCUUGGUCCGUUUAUCCCAAUGGCUGUGGACGAUUGUGGGCGUCUUAUUCACGAAGGAAGCAGUCAGAAACAAAAGUCACAAGCUUCAGCUCUAAUUGUAAAUAAUCAGGUGGCAUCACAUGAAAAUGAGUCAAAGGAAGUGAGUUCCAGUGAUAAUAAUAACUUACCAGAAAACAAAAAUAAUGUUCAUCAAAACCAAGUGGUUGAUAAGAAUACACACCAGCAGUUACCGGUCAGUGGUGGAAAGAAUGUAUCAUUAAAUACUAAAGACAAUAAUCAGCAAUCUGAUGAUGUACUGCUGAGGCAGGUGCCUGAUGUAUCAACAACAGAUAACUCGACUCCUGACGGUGAACUACCAGGUUCCAUGGAAUGUAAGGAGUGUGGUACUGUGCCACAAACUGGAGAUAUGAAGGAUCAUUUCCUGUGUUCAAAUUUGCCAGUUGAUUUGCAGUUCAAAUGUAAAACAUGUAACCUCAUCUUGCCAUCACCCUGUAGUUUCUCAGCUCAUCAACGCAUCCACAGACAAAUGAAGCCAUAUAUCUGCCCAGAAUGCAGUCACGAGUUUGAUCUCUGGUCUGCCUUGUCUGUACACUUGCUCUACACCUGCUUCCAUAUGUUCAAGUCAGUCCGCCAUAGGUGUAUCCGGUGCAAGUGCCUCUUUCCUACAGCAGUUAGUCUGGAGGUACAUCUCCUUACACAGCAUGUGAAAGCUGUGUAUAAGUGUAAUGCAUGUCCCAUUGCUUGCUUCAGUAUGAAGGCAUUACAUGAUCAUAAGGUCAGUACACAUGAAAACCCAACGUUUGUGACAUAUACAUACCAGCAGUGUCAGCUUUGUCCUAACCGAGUCAUACCAAAGUCUCGGCUCCUGACCCAUAUAAAUGAACACUCGAAAGAAAAAUCUGUUCGUAUGUAUGUAUAUCAGUGCAGUGACUGCAGUUUCUUUGUGCAGAAGAAAAGUGAUUUUGCAUCACACAGGGCUGUGUGUUCUCGGAGUGGCAAAGUGAAAUUUGCAGCGGUUCCCUCAGCCCUAUCUCCUAAUAAGGUUCUAGCUUCACAUAAGAUUAAGAUCCAUCCAGACAAAGAGGCCAACAACCCUCUUAAAGUAGUUUACACUGUUCCUCAGAAUCAAAUGCAGUUAGUUGUCCUUCCAAAAUCUGCUGUGGAAUCUGUGAAGAGAGCAGUGCUGCCUCAGCCAAAGCUAAAGAAACUUAUACGUAAACUUGAUGCAACACCACAAAAGAUUAAGAACACUGGGGCUCCAGCAAAAAAUGCCACACCCAUGGAGGGGGAAGAAGUACAGAAAGACCUGAAUGACAAAGAAGAAAAUAAAUAUGUGUACCUGAGUGAAAGUAAAUGUGAAAGUAUGGCAGAAGAAACUGAAGCAGUACUUUCUGAAGUAUCAGAUUGCACAGUUGUCAAGAUUCCUGUGAUCUUGGAUAACAUGGACAGUACCAGUCCUGAUAAUUCAUCCUUCACUCCUAGAAAGUCUAUACAUUUUUUAAACUUGUGUUCAAAUUGCAGAGAACAGCUGAUUCUCUUUUCAAACGGCAUAGGUGCAGCAAAGGUUCCAGAAUUUUGUGCAGAAUGUGCUAAAAAAAAUUCAUUUCUGAAGAUAAAUAGAACGCUUGAAUCAACUUCUAAAAUUAAAGCUAGCGAUGAAACUGUUUCAGCUAACAAUUCAGUUUUUAAAAGGAGUGCCAACAGUAUCGCUUUGAAUGGUCCCACCAAUAUUAAAAAAUUGAAAACAUCAUCGAAUGUUUCAUUGGAAAAUAAAUAUCGGUGCCAUAUUUGUAAAAUGCUGAUAUCUAUGGACUGGCUUAAAAUACAGGAACAUUUUGCAUCUAAUCAUCCCAAUUUCAAGCUGUUGGUGCUGUCGCCCAAGAUAAAUAAGUUAAAGCUGAAACAUACAAAUUUAAGAGUGCCAUUUCUGAGUAAAGAUCAGCGUAUGUACCCCAAAAUCAGGUAUGUGAAGAAAGGAGCAACAGCAUCAAAUUCUAGUAAUGUGACUAAAGUAAAUGGGAAUGCUGUUCAUGAUGAUGAUGAUGAUGAUGACAAUGACAAUAAAGACCAUCAGUUUCAUGAAAAUUGUGUUGAGAAGGAAUCUAACAAUUCAGGUAAUGAAAAGAGAGAUAACUCUCAUGAAAAUUUAGGAUAUUAUGAAAAUGCAUAUUACCUUAAGAAGGAACGUGAUAUACCUAUAGACUAUGAUUUAGUCCCUUCUAAAAUUAAGCGAAAGAAGAAAUCUUCACAGAAAGCAUCAGAUAGGGCUGAUAAGGAAGUAGGAGCUAAUACGCCCUUCAGUAGUGGACAGGUUGUUCCAGUCCUUCAGCAAGUCCCUUCAUCAGGCCACAAAUAUGAAUGUUCCAAGUGUCAUUAUGCAGAUUCAUGUGCCGAGUCUUUUCAUGAACAUAUCAAAUUACACCAUAGUGAUGAAAGUGCAUUUCAGUGUAUGGAAUGUGGCAUGUGUUUUGUUGCAAAACCAUCAUUGGAAAAGCACUUGUUUAUUAGCCACCGUAUAAAGAAUGCUGAAGCUUAUUUGCAGAACAAUAAUUGUUGCGUUAGUCCAGCAAAAGGUGAAGAAAUGGAAGAUACCUCAAUACAUAAAGAAAGCUCACCUCCGCUAGAAGACUUCUCGCCUGACCUUGUUGAAAACCAAUGUCGUGUUUGUCGAAAAAUCUUUGAUACAUCAUUUCAGCUAAGCAAGCACUUUCGUACACAUGGUAUGGCAUUCUUACUCAUGAAAAAACAUGGAAAUAAAGGGCCAUGAAGUAUUUGUCUGUGCUUAUGACAGUACCUGCUCUUGUGUUUGUGUGUGGCUUGGGCAAAAGAAGAGAUUUUUUUUUCUUACACUCUUACAUUACUUUGCACAGUGUCUGAUUAUCUGGGAUAUUUAGACUAUAUUAUGAGUAGGUUCACUUAAAAUUCAGUGAAGUUAUCUUUAGAAGCAGAUUAAUCUCACAUACAUAAUGUGGUGGUUUAAAACUGAUGCUGGUUGAACAAUAUUACCUGAUCGGUAAGGUGUGCUAUGUGUUCAAAUAGUUAUCCGUGUUAAUAUUUUAAUUUCUGUGAAAUGUUGAGAUGUGACAUGAGUUUAUGUUAUCACUGAGAAAACACAUUAAGUCAUGGGUAUGUAGUGUGAAGUCAGACUACUUUGUAAAUAUAGUAUAUGUUCUGUUAUUAUUCCUGAUCAGUAGCAUUGUUGUAGAUUAGCCAUAUCUCAAAGAAUAAAGAAAAGUGUUGCCAAUGAUA